AUUAUACUCGUGCUGCCAUGCAUUGCAGUCAAUCCUGAAGCUUCUGAGCGAGAUAUUGAAGAACAGUCGCAUAUAAUCGCCAUUAUUAUUGGACCUUCAUUUUCAAGUGUUGGCAAGAUUCAGCGUGGCGCCAUCAGAAUACCUCUUACUGGCCAUAGCAAUGCUGUUCUGAAAACAAACAACAGGUUAAACCAUAUAUAUUCUAAUCCGAGUAUUUCGAACGCGUUGUUCAACAUUAAGUAAGGUCCACGAGGGCUCUCUAGCAAGCCUUCGCUGGUUUUGAGGAGAUACAUGGUGUGCGAAAUCACAGAACCCGAUUAUUUCAUGCACGCCGUCAUUAAGAACCCUUGCUCUUCGGAUGGCCCCAACGUUGACCUCAGUGAAGGUUACAUGUCUCGAGAGACAUUGUCAGAAAUCUUCCGCAAACUCAAGGGCACUGCCGAGGCUUGGACACAACAGGCUUUCGGGGCUGUAGUUGUAGCCGUUCCUGCGCACUACAGCGAGAACUACCGCAGCAUUGUGAAAAAUGCUGGAGAGUCCGUUGGCUUGGAAGUUUUGCGAAUGAUAAACACUUACGCUGCCGUCGGACUCGGAUACGGCAUAGAAAAGUUGGAGGAUGAAUCUGGUCACGUCGUCUUUUACCAACUGGGAAGGGCUCACUUUGAAGUGUCCGUUGCCGAAGUAGACAUGGGAGUAUUCGACCAUCUCACUACAGUCAGCGACCAUGAACUCGGCAAGGAAAUAGGGAAAAUCGUCGAAGGAAAGCGAUCUACGGGUUCCUAUCGUUUCGGUCCAGUCAAGAUAGGCCUCUUCGAGCAGACACUUGAAUAUGUGGACAGGGCCAUCCAAAAGGCAAACCUGUCACGUACAGACGUUGUUCGACUUGUGGUCACGGGUGAAUACACACGGAAUCUACAAGUUCGAUCCGUGAUAGAAUCCCUAUUUGAGGGAAAACGCGCCGUGGGCUGGGGCGAUCGAAAGGAUUCCGAUCUGGUGCCAGGCACCUUGGAUCACGAUGAAUCUGCGACAUAUGGCGCGGCGGUUAUAGCCGAGAUCCUUGCCGGGCAUGAACGAUACGAAGAUGUUCUUGGUAAUUUCUCUUUACAAGCAAGAUCUUUAAGUGUUGAAACUAUUGGUGGGGGGUCUUUGCGGGCAUUUCAACGGUGGACAAUAUUACCAGCUAGCAGGAUUUUGAACCUCACCACGACAGUAAACGGCAAGUCAACCGUCAUCAUUUCAGUCUUCCAAGGCGAGAUUCCCGAAGUCAGGAAGAACGAUGAGGUGGUCGUCCUCAGACUAGAUUGUAUCUCACCUGCACCCCGCGGCACCCCAAAUAUCACUUUGCUUCUCGAAGCCUACCCAGAUGAGGUGGGCAAUAUUAUGCUUAACGCAACAGUCCAUCUCGUAGGAGGAAACGGAAGUUGUUAUGAUAGUGCGUUAGCCGUUUUACACAACUUCUAUGACGCAAAUUCUAUUACAAGCGAUGAUUUGGAGCUUGAGGCAGCAUUUGUAUUCGAUAGGAUAGGGCAUGAGUUCCUUGGUUCAUGCGUUAACGGUCAGGACAUGCUUGAACAGCAUUACGUUACUAAAAAGGAGUAUUAGGAC
Molecule: messenger RNA, 1605 nt
Organism: Colletotrichum navitas
Lineage: Eukaryota; Fungi; Ascomycota; Sordariomycetes; Glomerellales; Glomerellaceae
Product: Hsp70 protein-domain-containing protein
Exons: 3
Coding region: 292-1602 (436 amino acids)
Cellular component (GO): cytoplasm
Molecular function (GO): ATP-dependent protein folding chaperone; ATP binding
Source: RefSeq, a predicted model, not a curated record